Lodderomyces beijingensis is the source of this 1005-nucleotide messenger RNA. The record is from the annotation of a GenBank genome assembly. NCBI's taxonomy places the organism in Eukaryota, Fungi, Ascomycota, Pichiomycetes, Serinales, Debaryomycetaceae.
AUGGAUAUCGAAACGGAUAUCAUCACGUUAACCAGGUUCAUUUUGCAAGAGCAGCAGAAGUUGGCGCCAACUGCUACUGGUGAGUUGAGUUUGCUUUUGAACUCCUUGCAGUUUGCUUUCAAAUUCAUUGCUCACAACAUCAGAAGAGCCGAGUUGGUCAAUUUGAUUGGUGUUUCGGGAACGGCAAACAGUACUGGCGACGUUCAGAAAAAAUUGGAUGUUAUCGGGGACGAGAUUUUCAUCAACGCCAUGAAGUCUUCCAACAAUGUCAAAGUGUUGGUUUCAGAGGAACAGGAAGACUUGAUCAUAUUUGAAGGCGGUGGCAAGUAUGCUGUUUGCACUGACCCCAUUGAUGGUAGUUCCAAUAUCGAUGCUGGUGUUUCGGUUGGUACCAUCUUUGGUGUGUACAAGCUUAGAGACGACUCGGAUGGCUCUAUAAAUGACGUCUUGAGAAGGGGUACCGAAAUGGUUUGCGCAGGCUAUACCAUGUACGGUGCCUCGGCCCACUUGAUGUUGACCACCGGUGCUGGUGUCAAUGGUUUCACCUUGGAUACCCAAUUGGGUGAAUUUAUCUUGACGCAGCCAAACUUGAGAAUCCCUGAGAAGAGAGCCAUCUACUCGGUCAACGAAGGUAACUCCUACUAUUGGCCAGAAUACGUCAAGCAAUACGUUGCAGACUUGAAAAAACCUCAAGACGAUUUGAAAGGUAAGCCAUAUAGUGCGAGAUACAUUGGUUCCAUGGUUGCUGAUAUCCACAGAACCUUGUUGUACGGUGGAAUCUUCAGUUAUCCUGCCGACACCAAGUCCAAAAAUGGCAAAUUGAGAAUCUUGUACGAGUGUUUCCCCAUGGCCAUGUUAUUGGAACAAGCUGGUGGUAAGGCGGUCAAUGACAAGGGUGAAAGGAUUUUGGAGAUUUUGCCAAAGGGUAUCCAUGACAAAUCUGGUAUUUGGUUAGGUUCAAAAGGUGAAAUUGAUAGAUUCUUGACUUAUGUUCCAAAGAACUAA